This is a messenger RNA of Zygosaccharomyces rouxii, 1563 nucleotides long. RefSeq names its product Nba1p (gene NBA1). The record is from RefSeq and is a predicted model, not a curated record. Lineage: Eukaryota; Fungi; Ascomycota; Saccharomycetes; Saccharomycetales; Saccharomycetaceae. The coding region runs from base 1 to 1563 and encodes 520 amino acids. The transcript has a single exon.
AUGGAAGACUACCAGUCUCCUUCACAGGUGUCAUUGAACACCAAGAGACUUUCGGCGAUGAUCGAUUCGCUACAUCAAGAUCAAGACGAUAAAGAUCUUUUGAACAACACACGGGAGUCUUCACCAGUUACCACUCCCAAGAGGAUUCAACAUCCACAUUCUAAAAUGACAUCAAACCAAGGUUCACCUACCAAACUACCUCGAUCGCCUGGUGGUUUUAAUGUAGCUUUAAAUACUCCAGACAAAGACUAUAGGGCAAGUAUGCUUUCCAACUAUUCUGGUGUUGUACAAGAAGGUGUUGGUGUUUCUUACGUGAUGAAGAAUCCUCAAAGCGUCAUAAAGGAGGAAUCAAAACCUCGAUUGCCUACGUUUCCCUCGGCAGAGACUAUCCAGGCAAGUAGCAGGAAACCUACUGGUGCCAGUGAGGAUGUUGUGCUUAAAAAAGUCGAAAAUGUAACGACAGGACGUGGUAUUUCUAAUGCGUCUGCUGGUGGUUCUAGAUCAAGUUCUGAAGCUCCCAGACAUGGCUCUUUGAAAUUAUUGUCUAUCAAUGGUAACAAGAGAUCAGUACAACCGAAAUCGUCCAUUGGAUCUGGUAAUAUGGCAAGUGAAAGUGAAACUUCAAAUCAAAAUACUGAUCUUUCAAAUACUCCUAAAAACCAACAGAACGAUGAACAAUUCCCCCGAAUCUCUACUCCAAGAGUCGACAGUGAUACUGAAUCUAUAGCUACAAGUAUUAUACCAGAAGUUACCACAACAACUAAUGGUCAUGAUAAGGGAAUUCCACCAGAAAGAUCUGAAACUACAGAUUACAACCCAGCUAUACCACCAAGAAAUAGAAACAGACCAUUGUCCAAGUACCUUCUACAGGAAGAUGAUGAUGUUGUAGAAUUGGAUGAUGAAGAACAUAACAGUCGGAGUUUAAAAAUACCUGAUUCGCGCACAAGAGGAUCCUCAGUGACAAAUGUAUCGGAAACUUAUUACUCCGUUGCAGGUUCUGACGCUAAAGGUGAUAGAGUCGAUAUAGAUUUAACAAACGAAGACGAUGGAGCCGAAGAGGUGGACACCUAUUUAUCAAGGCCAUUACCUACAGUUCCACAAUCAGCUGAGGUCCACAGAGAUUCUACAGUUAAACGUGAACAAGGUAGAGAACCUGAGGUGGUUACAACGUUAACAUCUACAAGUUUGAAAAAUCAAGGAGGUGAAGAUUCAGACGAUCAGUACGAAUACAUUGAUGAAUCAGGUAGAGUGUUAGAAAAUCCAACACCACAAAUAACUCCGUCAAGUCAUAAAACUGGAAGUACUAAGAAUAAAAGAAAGAAACAGCAAGAAUUAAGACAGUUUGAUGUAGAUACUUUAUCACAACUUUUAAACGUCACUAAGGGUACUCUAAUAGGUGCAGAAUUCGCUAAUUUAGGUAUGAAAAUUGAGGAGAAAAGAGCAUUGGAAAGAUUAGUCGAUUCAUUGUCGCGACUAACAGCAGAUAUGGUCUUAGAUCCUGAUCGUUACGAAGAAGGAUUGAGAAGGCUCAAUAAAGCCACUAAAGCAUUAGAAGGAUUUUAA